This is a messenger RNA of Trichoderma atroviride IMI 206040, 1404 nucleotides long. RefSeq lists its product as uncharacterized. NCBI's taxonomy places the organism in Eukaryota, Fungi, Ascomycota, Sordariomycetes, Hypocreales, Hypocreaceae. The record is from RefSeq and is a predicted model, not a curated record.
AUGUCUAUGGAGGGCGUGCUGGUGCCAAGUUCAGUGCCAGGCCCGGUGCCUCCAAGUGGGCAUCCAGCCUAUGUGUAUCCAGCUGUUCCUCCGCAGCAACACGGUGGCGAUAUGAUGCUUCAUCCAAGCCAUCCAGUGCCGCCUGGUAUAUAUCCUCCUCCUGGUCUUCCUCCCCCUCCUGGUCUCCCUCCUCCUCCGCAAGGAGGUUGCUUUCCAUUGCUUCAUAUGGUUCCCUGCCAAAUGGUUCCUAACCCGACAGCUCAAUCACAACAACCAAAUAAUUUUGCUUUUGCUUUUCCGGUCGCUUAUUGGCCACAUAGAGACUCUCCUGUGGGAAACUCCGGCUCUCAGAUCGAUCAACAGAACCCUGAUCCUGAUCGAGAGCAGGCGGACCCCAGAAGUUUCGGCCCUCUGACGCACAGUUAUCCUCAUGUGAUGCCAUAUGUACAGAUGCCAUAUAUCCCGCAUCAUGUUCCAGAAGAGCACGUUUGCUCCCCGCAUUUCGAAGAGAACAGAGUCGUAGAUCAAAGCAGCGGUAUAGUCGAGAUCUCUGACGAUAGGGCUUCCGGUAAUGAUGCUAGGCCAUCAAAUUAUUAUCAGGGCACCAGAGAGAGAGUGAAGCCUCCGUCAGUUGUUGACGGCCCGCAAGCUAAGAGAAAGGUUGGCGAACAAGACUGGCAGCGGUUACAACAAUCCCGCCAGGUGCCUCUCGGCCUUCAGCAACGCCAUAGCACCUCAAACCAGCCAACUCAGCAAAUCGCUCGGUAUCCCACGAUGCAAUCGUCGAGUGUCAUCACCAGUCCAUCGUCCAGAUUCUCGAGAAGAAGCCAUGUCCCUUAUAGACCUGCCAAGGUUCAAACUGCAACCUCAACCGAAGUAGCCUCGUGGUCACAGUCGAAGCGAUGGGUGAGCUCAGAAACCAAAGAGCGCCGGGCAUUUCAGAAGAUGGUUCUCAAUCUCCAAUUCAUGAAGGCCGACCAGUCGCCUUUUAUCCCAAAGACUCCCGCCGAGUUGACCAAAUUCAAAAUCUCCCUGGCCGAAGCCAAACGGCAGAAGCUCACCAAAGAGGUCAAGCUCCUCGAAGAAAAGAAUCGGAAUAGAGACCUGGCCAAGGCCUCGGGUUCGAUGCCAGUAUCCCAGCCACAGGUGCUCCUGUUCAACGGACGGCAAAUGGAGGACAAGCUCUCGCCGGUGUUCGCUGCUCAGAAUUGCUUCAACAAAGAGGACACCGCCAAAGCAAGCCAGCGUGUCGAAUGGCCAUCGCUGGCCGAGCUGAAGGAAGAAGGCGAUAAACGUGCUAGAUUCGGUCGAUACCUCCCCCUUCCUCGGAUGAACGUCGUCGCUCCCAAGAUCCUCGAGAGAGAGCAGGAAAGUGCCUACAAAGCAGACGGAUCCAUCUUGUAG